Messenger RNA from Entamoeba dispar SAW760, 1056 nucleotides. RefSeq names its product guanine nucleotide-binding protein subunit beta, putative. Bases 1 to 1056 code for a protein of 351 amino acids. Gene Ontology annotation, biological process: G protein-coupled receptor signaling pathway. Gene Ontology annotation, molecular function: signaling receptor complex adaptor activity; protein binding. The transcript has 2 exons. Lineage: Eukaryota; Evosea; Mastigamoebida; Endamoebidae. The record is from RefSeq and is a predicted model, not a curated record. Gene Ontology annotation, cellular component: heterotrimeric G-protein complex; cytoplasm.
AUGGCAGAAGAUUUACAAGCCAAAAUUAUACAAACAAGAAAAGAGAUCGAUCAAAUUAAAGAAGAAACCCGUGCAAAUAGGGAGGCUAAAGAAGAUACAACAAUGAAAAAAUUUACAUCAGAAAUUCCAGGUAUUUCAAGGAGUGACCACGUUAGAUUUAAACGUGGAUUAAGAGGUCAUAUUUCUAAAAUUUAUGCUAUGCAUUGGGCAAGUGAUUCUACUCAUCUUGUUUCUGCUUCCCAAGAUGGAUUGAUGCUUACGUGGGAUGGUCAAACAACAAAUAAAAUUCAUUGUAUUCGUAUUAGAAGUUCAUGGGUUAUGACAUGUGCUUAUGCCCCUUCUAUGAAAUUUGUUGCUUGUGGUGGUCUUGAUAAUAUUGUAUCCAUUUAUUCUAUUGCACCUAAAUCAUCUUCAAGUGAACCACUAAAUAAUACUACAGCAGAAUUAGCAGGACAUGUUGGAUACAUUUCUUGUAUGAGAUAUGUUGAUGAAAAUCGUAUUUUAACUUCAUCAGGAGAUUCUACUUGUUGCUUAUGGGACGUUGAACAAUCUGCUAAAAUUAUGGACUUUAAAGACCAUCAAGCUGAUGUCAUGUGUGUUUCUGUAUCUCCAGAUCAGAAUACAUUUGUUUCAGGUGCGUGUGAUAGUAUGGCAAAAUUAUGGGAUAUUCGUAUGGAAAAUUGUGUUGCAACAUUUACUGGACAUGAUGCAGAUAUCAAUGCCAUUGCAUUCCAUCCAUCAGGAAAUGCUUUUAUCACAGGAAGUGAUGAUUUUUCUUGUAAAUUAUUUGAUAUUCGAGCUGACAGAGAGUUAAUGAAUUAUUCAUCAGAGUCAAUGCAACAUGGUGUGACAAGUGUAGCUAUUAGUAGUACAGGAAGAUAUUUAUUCUGUGGUUAUGAUGAUUUGGGAUGUUUAUGGUGGGAUGUUCUUAAAGGAGAUUAUAUUACCAAAUUAACUGGUCACGAAAAUAGAGUUAGUUGUCUUGGUGUUUCACCAGACGGUUAUGCAUUGUGUACUGGUUCAUGGGAUUCUACAUUGAGAAUUUGGGCAAAUUAA